GGGGGGGGGUGGGAGGAAGAACCUGUUUUUAUCAAAUUCUUAAAAAACAUAAUUCGCCUGCAUUCAAAUCAAACCCCUUGGGUCCGAGUUGAUGGUGAAUCUUCUCUCCCCUCCCCCCACAAUCCCCUUCCCUUCCUCUGCUGCCCCCCCAAAAUUCCCGUUUCAUAUCCGACAUAAAGGCCUCUGAGGUAUUCUCCCGGGGGAAGAAAUGGCAUUUUCUCUCCCCCUUUCACUCCCCCCCUCAAUAGGACUUGUGUGUCGGCAGAGGCGUCUGCCGAGGGGCUAAUUUCGCGUUCCUUGUUUACGAUCGAGAAAAGCGCUUGGCUCUCCCCAAAUGGGCCCAGCCCGCCGCCUGCUCAGGCUGCCGCGCGCUCUCCCGCCGCUCCAGCGCGGCCCUGGGGCUGAUGCCCCGGGUACCAGGCCGCGGCCGCGAGACCCCGUGUCUGUGGGACCUGAGAAGGGCAAGGGGAGUGCGGUGGGCCAGUGGAGGGGCCCUGGAGGCCUGAAAAUGGGAGCCUUUCUCCUGGCGUAAUGUGGGAACCGCCGACCGGUGAGGCCUCUAUUUCUCUCUUUCGCCUGUAUUUUGUCUGCCCCCGCUGUCUGCGCCCCCCCACCCGCCCCGCCGCCGCCGAAGGCCGCACUGACUGUGGGGGGGGGGCGCGAGUCUCCUUUGUUUGCCCCCCCCCCGAGGAAAACAGUUUCCGGGGAAGGCCACUCAGGACAGUGGGGAUUCACCUGGGAUAUUAGAGGGGCCCCCUCCCUUCGGAGGGUUGGGCCUGGGGUAAGGCUGGGGUAUUUAUCUCGGCCUACAGGGAUCUAAACAGAUGUGCUGCUGGCGAAAUUUCAGGGUGCUGGGUUCAUGGGUGACGGGUUACCGGCUGCAUCUGAGGUGUCCUUAUAUAAUAUUUUUAUCAAUUGAUUUUCUGUCCCUUCCUGGCUAGGGUCCUGCAGGCCCCCACGUCCUUCACCCCCUAGAUCCUCCUCAUGAGACAGAGGGAUGCAGAGAAAGCAUAGCAGCAGUGACUGAUCCUGGUUUUCCAGUUUUCUAGUCUGGCCAGGGGAUAAAUCCAGCCCCAAACGCCAGCCCCUUCCUUCCCUCCUUACUUUCGAUUUUCUUUCCCUUCUUUCUCUCCCUCCUGGUGCUCAAACAGAAGCACAAGAGGGGCCACCAGUGGCAACCCCCAGCAUCCUUGCAGGCCAGAUUCCCUGUAAACGCGGUCCUUAGUGCAGGAAAGCACUGGUGUGAUUAUCUAAUAAUAGCCAGGGCGGCUGAGACUAGAAUCUGGCUCAAGGACUCUGCACACGCCCAGGACGCCCAGGAGGAAGGCUGGGCAGAGGCACUGAAUCUGUGGGUCAGGUUCUGGCAACACUCCCUGGAGCCCAGGGCCCCUAGCGUUCCCCUCUUUGGGCACCUCAGGCCUGCCCCUUCUAGGCUUUGUCAGCCCUGCCAUGGACUGUAUUUCAUGCACCAGUUCCUAGCUAAGGAGAAAUGGGCAGAGCAAACCCUUUCUCCCCCUGGGUCUGACAGUUGUGAUCCCCACGAAGAAUGCACCCUUGUUUGGAGAAGGCGGCCUUUUUGGGUUGGCUGUUGUGUUGCAAAAACCAGGCUUGGUAGCUUUAUACACUUAUUAUAUACAGGCUCAAAUGUACAGACUCUGACUUAUGCGUGAAUAUAUACAGACUCAUGUUUCCUCGGUGGUUAAUUGUAUAUUACCAUGCUUAUACUCGCUCAAACACCGUUUUAUGUGCAUGCAAAAUUUUGUUAGAUGGGAUUGGGCUCAAGGAGGCACUGGGUGCACCAAGAAGGCUCUCUGGGCAUGCUCUCCUGGAAAUGUGUGCACGCUGGAAUCGGAGUAUGCGGGUUCCAGUAACCAACGGAUGCCACAAAGGCUCUCUCAGACCUUAUUGCCUUCACAGUCCAAGCAGCUGGGCCAGGGAAAUAUUGAAUCCCUUCGGCUUUCUCUCCACACUUCCCCCCCAAACUUCCCCAACUCAGAGGCUGUUUACCAGGGGAACACUGUUGUGUUGAAAGUGAGAGUUUUGUGGGAAGCUCUUUUCGUGUUUUCGUGGGUAAAGUGGACGUUUGAGCAGUUCUGAGCACUCGGCUAGGCCCUGGUGCCUGAGCAUUGCUGGGACAGCAAAGGAGAUCUGAGUGGCUAGUUAAUAAGGUGGCCUCUGGGAAGUAGUCUGGGGCAGCUGUUUGAAAAGGCUGGUGGAGAAGGCGAGACAGAAUGGGUUAGGGGUGCGGUGAACAUCUAUCCCCGCUCUUACCCCUGCUCACCGGACCCCAGAUUUGCCUGCGUUGUCUGGGGGGCAGAUUAGGGGCUCUCUACGCUUCCCAAAUAGGCAGAUCUGGUUACGGGUGAGAUUUCGUUUUAAUUCUCUCAGCUACCGACUGAAGCGGGGCAAAGGCUGACCGGCAGAGCCGGAAAAGAAACUGGGUCUAGCUGCCUGUGGGCCUGGGGCACUGAGUGUGGCCCGGGGCUGGGAAUUAACAGCCUCCUUUCUUAGCCUUCCUCCCUUUUGGGGCCCCGAAAAGACAGAGCAGGGGAGAAUAUAAAUGUCCGUGAAAAGCUCAUGAAAGAAAGUAAGAACAGGAAAGGGGCUAGUGGGGCUUUCCUCCACUCCCUAGGCAAUCAGGUUCCUCCCAAGACUCCUGUCCAGACACGCUGCGGGUGCCGGGUGCCAAGACAUGCAGCCUUCUUCCACCUUCUCCUGCCAGCGCUGGGGGCAGCCUUGGGCUUUUGGACCUCGGCCACCCGUGGGUGCUGGAGUGACAUGACCCCCAAAUCGUGCCCCUUACGCAGCCCCCCUGCCUCUGCCGCUGUGGCUGCAGCCGCCCCUGUUUAUUGUGUCUGUGAGUUGUUUACUUGUUUUGUCUGCUGCCACCCUGCGUCAGAAACCCGCCAAACCAGCAAACUCACCCAGGAGAACAAAGUGCGGCGCUAUCCUCUGCUCCCUCCCCUUUCCGGCACCCUGCUCCGGCCAUUACCUCCUCCCUCACUCUCUCUCUCUCUUUCCCAGGGGACUAAGCAGAAAUCGGCCUAAAAUAGGGCAGCUGUUUAUAGGGUUGGGGGAAUUAUGGGGACACCAUAAACCUCCGGGUGUCCUGGUGGUGGAGAGACUUAGAACUGCCCUCCCCUCACCUCCGGCUUUUCUUCUUUCCCCUUGGCAACUGCUUGGUUAAGGGGGCCACAGUCAUUGAGGAAGCCGAGCCCCCCUUACCCCACUCCUCCACUCCUUUCUGCAGGAGUGUUCCCUGAGACACAGGUUGUUGGGUUUUAAAUCAGGGUAAUGUUGGUGGAUGCAUAAAACUAGAUAAAAUGUUGUCACUCUCCCCUCACCCUCCCUUCUCCUCAGCCCCCCAAAAUAGCAGUGAAUUUAAGCAAAUCCUACAAAAUUAAAUUGCCCCUUCGCUAAAGAUCCUAUAAAUCUCCAAUCCCGCCAGGUAUAGAGUCGGAGAGGCCGCUGUUUGCCUCUAAUCUUGCUCCUGGCUAUCAAAUCUAAAAGAGUAUCAUCGAAGUAAGUAAUAUUCUCAUUUCUGAAAUUAAUUCCCCCCAUCUCUCUCUCUCUUUUCGCCAGUGCAGAUUAAAUGGUUCUCUCAGAUCUGCAAACAAUAAAGGAUAAAAUUAUUUAUAGGGAAAUGAGGACGAUGUUUCAUUGUUGGCUUAUUGUUCCAGAACAUAAUAACAUUUUAUUUUCAACUGGGAGAACUUACGCCAGGGGAAAAGGGAAAAGGAAAAAAAAAAAAAAAGGCAGGGCACACCCCCCCACACACAAAACUCCUACUGUAUAUAACUUAUAUGACAUUUACAAUUUCCUCAUGACAACUCACUGUGACGUCAUAAAUGCCAUGCUCCUGAAUUUUACAAUGCUCAUAAACCAACAAAGUGGGUCCAGUCAGUGCUUAGUGGGGAGGGGAUAUGCGAAGCCAGGAAUUUGAGGAUCCUUUGGCCUCAUUCUGGGGGCGAAAAAUAUUCUUAAUAUUCUAGAUUCUCAUUCUUCCUCCUGGGCCAACCAGGGCCACUUGUUUUUCCGCCCUGAAAUGUCACUCAGCAUCUGAGUUCCCUCCCCAUGCCCAGCGGGGAUGAGAUACUGUGUCCAAAGGCCCUUUCCUCAGCUGGUAUUCAGCUGCUUGGGACAGAUGUGGGACGCUUGGGGGCCAGGCCCCCAAAAGCCAGAAAUGAUUUCUUCCAAAGGGAGCCCAAAGGGGCUCAGGGCUGAGUGGGAUGGGACAGAGAUGCUUGGGAUCUAUUUUCCUUUUUAACCUUCAGUUAGUGAAGUGAAUUGAGAAGCUAAACAAAUGGCAUUGUGGGAGCUUGUGUCGGCCUAGUGGAGUGGUGGUAAAGAAAGGUCAGUAAGAAAUCUGGAAAGAGAGAGGGAGGAGAGAAAAUAGGACGUGAGUUAGCAGAGCCUCUGCAUGUACCUUUCUUCUCUGCUUAAUUGCAAAUAAAGCAAAAGCAGCUUGGGCAGCCUCUCAGCCUCUUAGCUCAAAAGAGGAACUGCCAGCCCAGGCCUCAGAGGUGUUUGGGGCAGUUCUCAGGCACUUGACAUGCCCCAUCUGGCCUCUUCCUCCUUCUCCCCUCCCUGCUGACCCCCAACUCCAUUCAGCUGGCCAGCCUGGGCCCUGUCCCCAGAAUAUCAGCACCCCCAAAUGGGAUCCAUUUCCGGGUUGGAUGUGUCAAAUUUCGCUUUUCUCCAAGUGUCUCCGUGCCUGAACUUUGAAAGGAGGAGGAACGUUCUGUUUUGGAAUGCAGUGUGUGCAUGGGGAGGCAUGCGCUCAGACAACUUCCCCGGAGCAUAUCUGGCAGAAACUGGAGGCUCCUUGGGUGAGCUAUGCUUUGGUGUCCCCAAGCCGACCCGGUCUGCCGCAUUCAGGUUCUCUGUCGGACUUGGAGACUCUCUUUUUGCAAUCCUUUUACUCCGGAUUCUGUGGAGAUCAAAGGAACUUAUACGCAAAACACUAGACAUUUGGAGUAGGAUUUAUUUUUCAAUUUUUCAAUUGAAAGAAUUCUAAUCAUAAGCCAGUCGGGCCAACUGAGCAACCACUCUAGAACAGCAAAGCCUUAACCAAACAGUGCAAUUGUAAGGUGAGCUGAACAAUUAUUGAAACUGGGGUUUCUCUGCAAGAGGGAUUUCGGCCCUUGCCCAGUGGCACAGAAGGGGCUGGUGGGGCAACCGCUCUUCCCCUGCUCUCAGAAUUGAGAAUUGGCAGGGGUGGGUCCGGCAGCUGCAGAGGCUUCCGGGCAGCCAAGCGCCCAGGCCGAGCGCUGAGUCCUGGCGGCCCCGGUGUCCAGGUCGUUGAGCAGCCUCCGGAGGCGCGAGCUAUAGUUGUGGCGCGCGGGCAGCCCGAAAGGGAGUGUGUGUAUCUGUGUGCGAGGCUGGGUGAGUCACAGACAUCUGCGCAGAAGUGGGGGAUCUAGGGAGAGAGAGAAGACUGGCAGAACACAAACUAACCGGGACCUCUGGAAAAGACUGUCCAGCAAAAAUUCCAGACCUCAUCCCUCUCACUUCAGAUCCCCUUCCCCAAGAAAUUAAUAUAUUUCCCAGAGCAGAGUGGAAAGCAAAGGCAGGCAAGAUGAGGCCUGCCCACGAACCCCUUCCCAGCCAGAGUCCAGUCACACCUAUCCUCUCCCCAGUUCAGAGCUGCCCCGGGCCUCCAGCCCCUGGCCUGGAGCAGGUUCAGGCUGGGGUAGGAGCGCUUGACUCGUUCUGAGAAACCUUCAAGUGCCCAGCCUCCAGAGCACCCCAUAGCCUUGGGGACUCCAGGCCAGUGACUGCCCCCCAUGCAGGCCCAUGGCGCCUGCAGAAGGUCCCUCUCCUAUAAUUAGCGCUCAUGAAAAGCAUGUGUUUUGGGCUGGGGAGAUAGGGGGACUGGAGCAGCGAGCGGCAACGCUCCCCCUUUAUUCCUGUACUGUGUUUUUUGAAUUCUGUUUCGAAUCCACUAAUUACAGCUCCGAAAGUGAAAAUCUGUUUUCGCCGCCAAACCCCCUCGGAAUGCCUGAUUCCGGAGGCCCAAGGGGCAGAGCAACUCGGAGACCUGCGGGCCUGAUGGGGGUGUUCUCUGAUUGCUCUAGGCUUGUUUUAUAGAAACAAAGAACAAGUCCCCCCCCCCAACCCCUCCCAGGACUUGUGCAUAUUUACAGAGCUCAACUGCAGUUUUAAUAAAACAUCUGUUCUUGCUUCUGCUGAUGAGUUUCCAUAAUUGUUUUCAGACAAAUUUAACAGGAAAAUAUAAAUAUAUUUAGAAAAACCCAAGUCCCAGCUAUCCCCCCAUAGACAGUCAUUCUUUUGCCAAAAAAAUAAAAUUAACGUAAGAUGAGAAAAGGAAAAUAUAAUCCAAUGGAGGGAAAAUCGGGCUCAUCUGACCUGCUCUCCCCCCUUGGAGCGAAUCCUUCCAGCAAAUUUCAGCUGCAUAAUUAAAGAUCCAACUGAAAGAAGGAGGCUUCUUUUCUCAGGAAUGGAAGGUGAUGGGGGAGAGUAUGUUGGAAAUUAAUUUGGCUGAAAAUCUUUAAGCAGUGGGGAAAUUUAUUUGUAUUUCUGCUUCCCCUCCUCUCCCCCUUCUAGCAUUUCUGCCUUUUUCCCCCAGCAGCUGGUUUCUGUUCAUUAUAAAUCGGCGAGACCUUUCAGUCUCUGCCCUCUGUUUAGGGACGUAAUAAAACACUUAACUUUCCGGGGCUGAGACUUACAUUCUGCUCCUCAGGUCGCCCACCCCCGCGCCCACUGCUUUUAGGCCCCAAAUGAGACUAUCCCCAACUUUGGGGCCCCUUUCCCCUCCAGACUUUGUUUAGGAGGGGCUCAAGGAAAGCCAGGCAUCCUUGCUGGGGAGCUGCACCACAUGCUUCCCUAGAAGUCCCUUCUUUCUUCCAAGGUCCUUCCUUCCCCCACUCCCCCACCCACCCACCCAUAAAAGAGAUUUAAAAAUACAUAGAAAAUCAACACUCAUUGAAAACGAAACCUCAUUAAGACAUCCUAUCUUCCAUCAUUCAAUUUGUUGUACAUUGCAACAAUUUAAUAUCUUGAAGGAAAUAUCACUGACAUGAUUUAUCCCUCUAGCAAUCUCUCUCUGAAAUGGGGUGGGGGGGCGGGGAGGAGGGAACUUAUUCUCUCUUCCGGCCUGUUCUAUGUGUUACACUGUUACCCUCAGGGCAGAAAUGAGGCUGGGAACUCUGGCAGCAGCUACUUGUGUCCAGGGGUGCGCUGACUUGUUUCUUAGCUCAGCCCUCUGGGUCUUCGCGCCCCCCCCCCCCCAGUUCUUUCUCACUCUACCUCUUUGCCCUCCAGGGGGCCUGGAGCCCCAGCCAGCUGUUGAAAACCUCUGUCCAGGCAUGCCAUGAAUUUGAGGACAGCUGGAUUCUAGAGCAAAAAUCAAGUCACGCUGGUGUCUGUGUUUAUGUACCUGCCAUGUCACCCCCAAAUGAGACAACUCCUCUCAGAAUUUCCCUCUUAAAUUGGAACCCUCCUCAGUCUUUCACUUUUAUCUCGCUGGGUAGAAGAAAGUAUGGUCCACAAGGGGGAACCUUUAUAAUAUGGGGGUCUUUCCCUUAACCCUUUUAAAUAUCAGCAAAUUUCCCUCCUUUCUGAAGGUUUGGGGCUGUAUUUUUAAGAGCCAACACAAACUGUCAGACAGGGAGACUCCUCAAUCCCCUAACGAGGUUCAUGUAUUAACUAACAUGUUGUCUCCACCAGCUCCUACACACUGUCUGCUUUUGGGUUCGAAACUUUAUUUUUCCCCCCUAGCGACACUCCAGGGAAACCUUAACGUUACAGAAGAUGAAUAAACGAGUUUUUUCCCAGCGUAGUCCCGUUUAUGGCUUUAUUGCUACCCAUUGAUUACUCCGCUUUGUUACACAGAAGGAAAAGAUCAUAAAAUCCGGCGACAUCCGGGUUCUUGUUAUAGCCCCCCCCCCAAAAUGGUGAAGAGAAAAAUAUGAGCUUCCACUGCUUCCUUCGCUAGCCCCACCGCCCCCUCUUUGUCAACUCAAAGCAUUUUCAGUCUAUGUCACGAUAUCAAAUUAAGUUUGGAUUAAUCAGGAGAAAACCCACAUCUGCACACCUUCCGCUGUUUCAGUUCGCCCACUGCGGCUCCCUCAGAAGCCUCGUACUCAGCUGCCUUUUUCCUAACCUUCCCUUCCUUUUUCUCGGCCCCAAGGUGGAAAGAAAAUGGGGGUGGGGGCUGCUGAGAGGCCCGGCUCUACCAGGUGUGGCUGGCCCUUGAGGGAGCUCCCCAGGAGCCCUUUGCUGGAAUCUCCCAAGCCCCCAGGGCUCAGGUCCAGGGGUGCCUCCCUUGGCAGGGGCAAGGGGCUUCUGACCUGUGUAGGGGCUCGAGCCUGCCAGAUGCUAACUGUCCUUCAGAGCCCCACCAGCCUUGUCUCUCUGCCUGGAUCUUAUGUGAAUUACCCCACCGGCCCUCCCUGGCUCCAAAUCAUAAAUUCUCACCAACAUAAACAGGAGUUGAUGUGUCUAGAAAGAUUCUCAGAGUUCUUUCUUCUUCCUUAUUUUCCUUUCUCUCUCCCACCUUUUACUCCUUUCUCUCUUUUUCUAUUGUAUUUUCAUACAUUUUCCCCUUUUCUACCAAAAUGCUGCAGCAGCUUCCCCCCAAAAAGGGGGUUCUGAGAGGCAGAAGGAGGCUAAAAGGAAGAGGAAGCGGAUGCAUGGCCCUUUUGCCCACUUUAGCUCGCCACUGUACCCUGAAGUCUCAUCCUUACCCCCUUUAGACUUACUUACUCCAUACAUCCCCCUUACACCUAAGCCUACCAGCCACACUCUCCUUCCUCUGAGCGCCACGUUUUAUGCAGUUUCUUUCUACUUUUGAUUUUUUUUUUUUUAAUUACUGGGGUGGGGGAAUCCUGGCUUAGUGAUGAGGACUCACUCCAUGGAGGGUCAAACCAGGAUUUCCUGCAGGAUUUCUGGGGAUUCCCCCCCUGAGCUGGGAAGGGGCUCUUCCCAUGGAGAAAUCAGGGUGUAGUUUUAGAAGGGGGAAGAUAUAAACGAUGAAAUCGGAUCGAAAAUAGAGGGAUUUCUCCAGCCCUGGCUCUAGCCACAGCACAGUAAAGUUAGCUGGAGCUUAGAGAUUUCCUAGCAGUGUAGCCCCUCUUUCCUGGGCCCCAAGGCCCUGCUAAUGCAUAUUCACCCUUCUCUCACCUCCAAAUCAGUUCCCUAACAUAUAUAUUUUUAAAAGAAAUCCAAGUCUUACUUUCAAAGCACACACUUAGUCUCAACUAGGGAAUCAACAGAAGCAGAAGCGAUUUUUUUCCCCCUUCUUGACAUCUGGCUUGCGAUUGGCUGGAAGGGGGUCAGCUGACUUUGUCAUUUUGUCUGUCCUGGAUUGGAGCCGUCCCUAUAACCAUCUAGUUCCGAGUACAAACUGGAGACAGAAAUAAAUAUUAAAGAAAUCAUAGCCCGACCAGGUAAAGGCAAAGGGAUGAAUUCCUACUUCACUAACCCUUCCUUAUCCUGCCACCUCGCCGGGGGCCAGGACGUCCUCCCCAACGUCGCCCUCAAUUCCACCGCCUAUGAUCCAGUGAGGCAUUUCUCGACCUAUGGAGCAGCCGUUGCCCAGAACCGGAUCUACUCGACUCCCUUUUAUUCGCCACAGGAGAAUGUCGUGUUCAGUUCCAGCCGGGGGCCGUAUGACUAUGGAUCUAAUUCCUUUUACCAGGAGAAAGACAUGCUCUCAAACUGCAGACAAAACACCUUAGGACAUAACACACAGACCUCAAUCGCUCAGGAUUUUAGUUCUGAGCAGGGCAGGACUGCGCCCCAGGACCAGAAAGCCAGUAUCCAGAUUUACCCCUGGAUGCAGCGAAUGAAUUCGCACAGUGGGGUUGGCUAUGGAGCGGACCGGAGGCGCGGUCGCCAGAUCUACUCGCGGUACCAGACCCUGGAACUGGAGAAGGAAUUUCACUUCAAUCGCUACCUAACGCGGCGCCGGCGCAUCGAGAUCGCCAACGCGCUCUGCCUGACCGAGCGACAGAUCAAAAUCUGGUUCCAGAACCGCCGGAUGAAGUGGAAAAAAGAAUCUAAUCUCACGUCCACGCUCUCAGGGGGCGGCGGAGGGGCCGCGGCCGACAGCCUGGGCGGAAAAGAGGAAAAGCGGGAAGAGACAGAGGAGGAGAAGCAGAAAGAGUGACCAGAACUGUCCCUGCCACCCCUCUCUCUCCUUCUCCCUUGCUCCCCCCCAAUUCCCUCCUAAUCACACCCUCUAUAUUUAUCACUGGCACAAUUGAUGCGUUUUGACUCCCUAAAACAAAAUUAGGGAGUCAAAUAUGGACCUGAAAGUCAACUCUGGACCCCUCCCUCACCGCACAAACUCUCUUUCACCACGCGCCUCCUCCUCCUGCUCCCUCGCUAGCUCCUUUCUCGGCUCCUCUGCAGGCCCCUUCCCCCGCCCAGGCCUUGGGGGCUCCGUCCCUGAACCUCGCUUCAGCUCCACAGAUCUCCUUCCAAAUGAGGACUUGGCCUCCCACCCCCUCGGCGCCCCCACCCCCGCCCCUGCGCGGAGAGCUGGCUCCCGGGCCGGGGCCUCCGCUCCGGGGCCUCAGGGCCCGGCCUGGCAGCCGGGGAGGGCGGGAGGCCCAAGGAGAGCGCGUCGUGGCCCCACAGCAACCCCCAGGGCCUCCCCGCAGCCCCUGCCCGGCCCCUCUGCCCCAGCAAAUGCCCAGCCCAGGCAAAUUGUAUUUAAAGAACCCUGGGGGUCAUUAUGGCAUAUUACAAACUGUGACCGUUUCUGUGUGAAUAUUUUUAGCUGUAUUUGUGGUCUCUGUAUUUAUAUUUAUGUUUAGCACCGUCCGUGUUUCAAUCCCAUCUUAAAAGGGGGAAAAAAAGAGGGAAAAUUACAAAAAGAGAGAAAAAAAAAGUGAAUGACGUUUGUUUAGCCAGUAGGAGAAAACAAAAUAAAUUUUAAAAAAUCCCCCUCGUGUUACCCUCCUGUAUAAAUCCGAUCUCUGGAUCCGUUCUCGAAUAUUUAAUAAACUGAUAUUAUUUUUAAAAGUUUA
Messenger RNA from Prionailurus viverrinus (fishing cat), 10997 nucleotides. RefSeq names its product homeobox C6 (gene HOXC6). Gene Ontology annotation, biological process: anterior/posterior pattern specification; regulation of transcription by RNA polymerase II. NCBI's taxonomy places the organism in Eukaryota, Metazoa, Chordata, Mammalia, Carnivora, Felidae. The coding region runs from base 9425 to 10132 and encodes 235 amino acids. Gene Ontology annotation, molecular function: RNA polymerase II cis-regulatory region sequence-specific DNA binding; DNA-binding transcription factor activity, RNA polymerase II-specific. The transcript has 2 exons. The record is from RefSeq and is a predicted model, not a curated record. Gene Ontology annotation, cellular component: nucleus.